Molecule: messenger RNA, 1882 nt
Organism: Procambarus clarkii (red swamp crayfish)
Lineage: Eukaryota; Metazoa; Arthropoda; Malacostraca; Decapoda; Cambaridae
Gene: Kap-alpha1
Product: karyopherin alpha1
Biological process (GO): NLS-bearing protein import into nucleus
Cellular component (GO): nucleoplasm; cytoplasm; nucleus
Molecular function (GO): nuclear import signal receptor activity; protein binding
Source: RefSeq, a predicted model, not a curated record
GAGCAAAAAGUGCGUAUAUUAUUGUUGGAACAAUAGACUCUGAGACCUCAGUGAGACAACUCCACGGGAUUGCUAGGAGUAAUAGAUAAAAACAAAUCUAUUAUUUUACAUUAUUAAAGUUUAGUUGUCCGCCGGACCAAUAUAAAGAGAUGUCGGGGCCGUCACAACACAAGUAUCGUUACAAGAACCAGGGAUUAGAUUCUGCAGAAAUGCGGAGACGACGAGAAGAGGAAGGCGUACAACUGAGAAAACAGAAACGAGAACAACAGUUAGCUAAGCGGCGGAAUGUAAAUGACCUGACAGCUGGAAUAGGUGAAGAUGAAACUGUUGAUUCAUCUAUGAACCAGGAGAGUAAUCAACAAGGUGGUGGUGGUGGUGGUAGCCUGAUUACUGCAGAGAUGGUUCAAGUUCUCUAUAGCGAUGAUCUGGAAGCUCAGCUCAAUGCCACACAAAAAUUCCGCAAACUACUAUCAAGAGAGCCCAAUCCACCCAUAGAUGAAGUUAUUCAAACUGGAAUUGUCCCUAAGUUUGUUGAAUUCCUCCAGAGAGAUGGUCAUUGUACAUUACAGUUUGAGGCUGCCUGGGCACUAACCAAUAUAGCUUCUGGUACCAGCACGCAGACUAGAAUUGUUAUAGAAGCUGGUGCUGUACCUAUUUUUAUUCGCCUCCUGAGUUCGGAUUUUGAAGACGUCCAAGAACAAGCAGUGUGGGCACUUGGAAACAUUGCAGGUGACUCGCCUGAUUGCCGAGAUUAUGUCCUAUCAGAGAAUAUUCUAAUGCCUUUGUUACAACUCCUAAGCAAGUCCACUCGUCUCUCAAUGACUCGCAAUGCCGUCUGGGCCCUGAGCAAUUUAUGCCGGGGAAAGAAUCCACCUCCUGACUUUGCCCGUGUGUCUCCAUGUCUCCCAGUCUUGUCUAGACUUCUCUUCCAUAGUGAUGCAGAUGUAUUAGCUGAUGCUUGUUGGGCUCUUAGUUAUUUAAGUGAUGGGCCUAAUGAGAAGAUUCAAGCUGUUAUUGAUGCUGGAGUAUGUCGUAGACUUGUUGAGCUUCUCAUGUUUAAUCAACAUAGUGUAGUAGCAGCAGCUUUAAGAGCAGUUGGUAAUAUUGUAACAGGCGACGAUGUCCAAACACAGGUAAUUCUCAACUGCUCGGCACUGCCCUGUCUUUUACACUUGUUGUCAUCGCCGAAAGAAUCCAUCCGGAAAGAAGCAUGCUGGACAAUCUCGAAUAUUACUGCAGGCAACCGUGCUCAGAUCCAAGCAGUCAUAGAUGCCAACAUCUUCCCUGUGCUCAUCGAGAUCUUGGGCAAAGCAGAAUUUAAAACGAGGAAAGAAGCUGCCUGGGCCAUAACUAAUGCUACAUCUGGUGGAACUCCAGCACAGAUUAGAUAUCUUGUUGAACAUGGAUGUAUAUCUCCACUGUGUGAUUUGUUGACAGUUAUGGAUGCCAAGAUUGUGCAGGUAGCUCUGAAUGGCAUCCAGAACAUCCUACAGCUAGGUGAACAGGAAUCCAAGAUUACAUUCGGUGUUAACCCAUAUGCUGUCUUGGUUGAAGAAUGCUAUGGUCUAGACAAGAUUGAAUUCCUUCAGAGUCAUGAAAAUUUGGAAAUAUACCAGAAGGCCUUUGAAAUUAUUGAACACUACUUUGGAGGAGAGGAGGAAGACUCUAAAGUGGCUCCCACUGUUGAUGAAUCUGGCCACCAAUUCCAGUUCACUCCUGAUGCGGGUGCACCGCCCCAAGGAGGAUUCAAUUUCUAACAGGAACCACUCAGUCCGGAAGUAGAUUUCCACAUAACUAGAAACUUAUAGCCUCUGGACUUACAGUGGGAAUUUAAUGUAUUAUAUUUCUUCUUUCUGCUAAAUAAAUCUGCAAGUUAAGAUGA